Messenger RNA from Diaporthe amygdali, 1107 nucleotides. Its product is annotated as protein disulfide-isomerase. The record is from RefSeq and is a predicted model, not a curated record. Gene Ontology annotation, cellular component: endoplasmic reticulum. Gene Ontology annotation, molecular function: protein disulfide isomerase activity. The transcript is spliced from 5 exons. Bases 1 to 1107 code for a protein of 368 amino acids. NCBI's taxonomy places the organism in Eukaryota, Fungi, Ascomycota, Sordariomycetes, Diaporthales, Diaporthaceae. Gene Ontology annotation, biological process: response to endoplasmic reticulum stress; protein folding.
AUGAGAAUCACCUCCACGUGUUCACUGAUCAGUCUCCUGGGUCAUACGGCCUUGGCGAAAUGGCCGACAGUCGAUGAGGCUGGGGUUCGGGAGGCCAUCAACACCAAUGAACAUACUUUGGUAGCAUAUGUCCUGGCAAAUGAUGAACCACACACAAACCUUGAGAAGGAAUGGUCGUCGGUGCAGAAAUCAGCAGAAAAGGACACGGUGCUUACAGUGGACUGCUCAACCCGUGCAAAGCUUUGCGGCGAGUUUAACAUCGUCUCCUUCCCGACCAUUAGACUUCACCAAAAGGAUGGCACAUUCGAACGCUAUCGUGGACCACGAAAAGCUAAAGAGUAUGUCGUGGCGCAUCUUCCACCGUUCCAACUUGACGUUCUGCUGACACAGGUUGUCAGAAUAAAAGCGUAUCUUCAGCGCAUGAAGAGAUCACCAAUAUCUGUGGUCAAUGAAAACAACAUAACCUCGUUUGCGACCACAGACGACGUGAUAUUUAUCGCUCAGUUCUCUGAGAAAGAUCAGUACCUUGAAGACCGUUACACUGAUAUGGUCCAUCAAUAUCGUGACCGAUACUCUUUUGCCGUCGGACCAGUGGCAGCCGAUAGCUCGUCGCUUCAAUGCAUCAAUAACGGAAAUCAGGAACAGUUCUCCACAACACAGCUUUCCAACCCAGCAUCGAUUGAAAAUUUUAUCAAGCAAUGCACACUUCCCUUGGUGCCAGAGUUAACUCGGCGUAACGAAGCCGAGUACAUGCGGCUUGGGAAAAGUAUCGUACACUACUUCGUGUCCGCCGACGAGGAUCGCGACGCAUACGUUGCCGAUAUCAAACCUCUCGCCAAGAAAUUCAAGGAAUAUCUCAUAUUUGCCACCACGGAUGUCAACCAAUAUCUUGAGAUGCCGGCUGUCAUGGGCCAUAAGGCUGCGUCUGCAAAGGUGCUUGCAGUGUCAAGCCCCAGCAACGGUGGUGUCUAUCCAUAUAGAGGCGGUAAGGACCUGACCUCCGAGGUGGUGGAGGCGUUCUUGAAUGAUAUCAGUGAGGGCAAGGUCAAGCCCUGGGACGGUAUGAACGCGCAUGAUGACGGGCAGAUAAAGCAUGAGGAGCUGUAA